Leptosia nina is the source of this 837-nucleotide messenger RNA. The record is from the annotation of a GenBank genome assembly. NCBI's taxonomy places the organism in Eukaryota, Metazoa, Arthropoda, Insecta, Lepidoptera, Pieridae.
AUGAAGAAAUCCGUCAUCCUAUGUGCUCUGCUGUCUUCAGUGAUAGCUUUCCCCUCAAAUUUCAACUACCACAAACGAGUGGGAAUUCCUUUUGCGACUCGUUUGAAGCAGAUCGAGCUGGCGAGCGACUUCGACGGAUCCAGAAUAAUCGGAGGGGAUCAUGCACCGUUGGGAGCUUAUCCUCACAUGGCUGGUCUCGUGAUACCGAUGCCAUGGGGCGACUCAGCCUGCGGAGCCUCUCUGAUAAGCCACACGAGAGCCCUAACCGCGGCGCAUUGCUGGGAGGACGGGGCGACAGUUCUAACAGUUGUGCUCGGAUCGACGACGCUGUUCUACGGAGGCGUACGUGUCAAUUCUAGCACCGUUAUCAACCACGAAGGCUGGAACCCGAGGCAGGGUUUGGAACAUGACAUUGCGGUAAUCGUUAUGCCUUGGGUAGGCUUCAAUGAUAUAAUCCAACCCAUCAACCUCCAUACGGGAAGCAAUCAUCUCGAAGGUGCAUGGGUCACAGUAGCUGGAUAUGGAAUAACGAGAAGAGGUGCAUCUUUGGAACCAAAUCAGUCUUUGAAGCACUUCACCACGCAAAUCAUUUCCAACGAAGAGUGCUCGGCGAAACUGGGCCCAUUCGUGACAGACAGAAUGGUUUGUACACGUAGCGGGCCAAACAAGGACAACCCCUGCAAUAGUGACUCGGGUGGACCGCUGUCACUCGGUACCGGGAGCAGAGGCGUAUUGAUUGGAGUUGUGUCAUUUGGAAGUAUUAAUUGUGAAGCGGGACACCCAGCAGCGUUCGCGAAAGUGUCGUACUACAUACCUUGGAUUCGAGCACUCUUAUAA